AUGUCAACUCAAGUUCGGGACUAUACAUGGAUCAACAUAUCCGAUCAACAAGAUCGUUCACUUCCCGAUGACAUAAAAGUGUCUCUUCCGUUACAAGUAGAACACGAAGACCUGAAACCGAGACAGCGAAACGGCCGAACUCCGACCCGAUCACAAAACGCCUUUUUCGUCUACCGCAUAGCCUAUGCGAAAGAACUGCAAGCGCGCGGGUACUGGGACUGCCCGAUGCGAGACAUUAUAAAACGUGCCUCGAGCGCAUGGAAAACCGAAUCGCCCCGAGUCAAAGAAGCCUGUCAACUCAUGGCCAAAGAAGCUAAAAAGAUGCACGAAAAGUUUUUUCCAUCGCAGCGACGUCGGUGCAAGCAGGUCGGUCAACAAGUCAGUCCAAUAUAUUCGAGACCCAUCGGCAUAAUUUACAACGUCGGCUUGCCAGGAAUGACCGGUUUGGAGAGCGUCUUGAUUACAAAUGCGUCACCGGGCAGACACGACGACUUGCUGUAUUCGCCCUCUAUGGAACCGUCGUUACCGAUCACGUUUAUCGAUUCGCCAGGGUCGCAGGUUUUUACACAGGCAACGACACCGUAUGAGUUUGGUUACUACGAUACUCCACAACACAACCAUGUAUGCAUCUGUGAUUAA
Messenger RNA from Paraglomus occultum, 639 nucleotides. The record is from the annotation of a GenBank genome assembly. Lineage: Eukaryota; Fungi; Glomeromycota; Glomeromycetes; Paraglomerales; Paraglomeraceae.